Messenger RNA from Rhodamnia argentea, 951 nucleotides. RefSeq lists its product as uncharacterized. The transcript has a single exon. NCBI's taxonomy places the organism in Eukaryota, Viridiplantae, Streptophyta, Magnoliopsida, Myrtales, Myrtaceae. The record is from RefSeq and is a predicted model, not a curated record. Bases 100 to 744 code for a protein of 214 amino acids.
AGCUUCGGAAAAGGAUCCGGAAAUCGGUGGUUCCUCGUUCGCUUUGACUUGUUGACUUUGGACAAUUCCACUCCUCCGUCCUCGUCCACCUCGUCUUCCAUGGCGUCCGCCGCGAUCGGCCGUGCCUCCCUCCCCUUGCUGUUGUUCACGAUCGCCCUCCAAUCGGGUCUCCUCUCUCUCUCCGUCGACGCCAGGCCUUGCAAGACCCUCCUCAUCGCCUACUCCUUCUCCUUCACUGGAAAACCCGCCUUCCUCGGCCACCGCGACCGCCCUUUCCCGGUUAUCGAUUUCGCGAAGCCCGACCCCUCUUCGUUCGAUUCGGCCUCUUCCUCGUCGGAGGAGAUCAUCACGAUCUUCGAUGCCUCCAAUCGCCAAUUCGAUCGCAAGCCGGCCUUCCUCUUCUUCGAUCGCCGCGUCUUCCCUUCCCGCGAGCUGGGGAUGCCGCGCCCGCAGUAUCCACAGCUUCCGAAGCGGCAGCAGCGGUCGGUGCCCCUGGGAUUCUUUGAUCUGAGCUCUCUGCGAGACCGAACGGUGGACAUCCUCAGCGUCGUCGUCGCCUUGCUCUUCGGCGUCGGAUGCGGUGCCCUAACCGCAGCCACCAUGUACCUGGUUUGGUCUCUUGUCGCUAGCCACCGCGGCGAUGAUUUCCAGGAGGAGUCCGAUGAUGAGGAUGCGAGCCCUAAGAAGAUGGGUUAUGUCAAAAUUCCUGCUGCAGAUGCCUUCCCAGACCCAACCAAAGCCUAAAGCCUGUAGGUGCUGUAUGAACAGUCACAUACAAUCGUUUAAAUAAUUUGUGUGGAGUACUCUUGUCUUUUCUAUUGUGUAAGUUCCGUGCGUGUAUUCUGGAUGAUUGAUGCUUUACUCGCGAAGACUAUCACUUUGUUUUUAGAUAUCUGUCCCUAACUUAAUCGCCCAACUUCGGGUCUUAAUCUAGCCUGCAAUUAAGUUAAA